ACCAGCCUACAUUUCCGUUUGACAUUGCAAUCUUGAUUCAAUUUGAAUUUUUUUUAAAUUAACAAAUUGAGAUGGCAGACAUUGAGGAUACUCAUUUUGAAACUGGUGACUCUGGUUCUUCAGUUACAUACCCUAUGCAAUGCUCUGCAUUGCGUAAGAACGGUUUUGUUAUGCUAAAGGCUCGUCCUUGUAAAAUAGUGGAAAUGUUAACUUCAAAGACUGGUAAACACGGACAUGCCAAGGUUCACUUGGUUGGACUGGAUAUUUUUAAUGGAAAGAAAUACGAAGAUAUUUGCCCCUCUACUCACAACAUGGAUGUACCAUUUGUAAAGCGUGAAGAUUAUCAGUUAACCGAUAUUUCCGAUGAUGGCUACUUGUGUCUGAUGUCUGACAACGAUGAUCUGCGUGAGGAUUUGAAAGUGCCAGAUGGUGAAAUCGGGCAACAACUCAAUUAGUCUCUAGGGCAUGAA
Messenger RNA from Nilaparvata lugens (brown planthopper), 470 nucleotides. RefSeq names its product eukaryotic translation initiation factor 5A-like. The transcript has a single exon. The record is from RefSeq and is a predicted model, not a curated record. The coding region runs from base 72 to 455 and encodes 127 amino acids. Gene Ontology annotation, biological process: positive regulation of translational termination; positive regulation of translational elongation. Lineage: Eukaryota; Metazoa; Arthropoda; Insecta; Hemiptera; Delphacidae. Gene Ontology annotation, molecular function: translation elongation factor activity; RNA binding; ribosome binding.